AUGGCUGACGAAGACGAGAAUUACAAGCAAUAUGAGAUAAAAGAAGGCAUUGUGUUCCUUGUGGAACUCUCGGACGCGAUUUUCAAACCAAUUAAGGAUCUCGAUGGCAAGUCCCAGAUACUAGAGAUCUUAACGUGUGUGAAUGAUCUCAUGUCUGAUAUGGUGAUGACAUAUCCCAAGAACGGUGUGGGAAUUUACUUUUACAAUUCCCAAGAGACAGGGAAGAAGUUUCCUAAGAAUUCUGGCCUCAAUAAGGUGUUUUCGUUGAACGACUUGAACAGUUCCAAUAUGAAGAGACUCACUGAAAUUGUGAGAGACGAUAUGGACGGCUUCAAGAAACUUAAGGACAGGUUUCCAUAUAAUGAAGAGCCCCAUGACCGACUUCAUACGGUGUUGAAGACUAUUUUACGUGAAUUCCAGACCAGGACGCAGUAUAAUGUCAAGAAGUUGUUCUGGCUCACCAACAACGAUAAGCCUUACAUCAAUAAGGACCUCAAGGAUAGUUUACGAACAAUGAUCAGUGAUUUCGAGGAUAACAGGGUUUGGGUCAACCCUAUCUUUUUGGAUACUUUUGAAGAUAGCCAGCAGACUAAGCGAAAGAGCUUUGAUAUAUCCUUGUAUCAGAAUAUCUUCUUGAACACCAACUUUUUGAGCGAGGUGGGCAAAAGCCGAAAAGAUACCGAUGACGAACUGCCGUUGAAGGAUAUUAAGGUGGAGGAGCUGGAUACUCCCGUUUGGCUGGAUACUCUUGUUUCUUCCCAUAUACGAAAGUCGAUUUCCAGAGUGAAAGAGAUCAGAAGGAUUCAGUUCGCUUGCGAUUUGAUUUUGAGCGAUGGAGAUGGAAUUGGUGGUAAGUUUGGCUGUUCUAUCAAAGGGUACACUUUGUAUAACCACGAGUCUGUGAAACUGUUCAGGCAGGUCUAUACUGGUGGAGAUACCUUGAAGAUUGUGCAACUUGAAAGCAAGCAACAACGGCAGGAUUCUGCAGAAGAGGUUGAUUUAAAACAAGAAGAAAAGCCCGAAGAACAAAAAGAGAAAUUCACUGUUGUCAAGGGUAUCCCAGUCAAGCGUACCAACGAGGAAGUUGAAGAUACCAACGAGCAAAUCAUGUAUUUGAACGAAGAAACGUUGGAGUAUAUGAGAAGCUAUGCAUUUGAUAAUGCUCCAGAGGGAGAGGAAAAUGAAGUUGACGAUAAUGACGACGAGGACGACGGAGAUGAAGAGAAGGAUAAGGUAUCAUUCACGCGUGCUCCCUACUUAAAGUUGUUGUGUUUCAGACCUGCCAACACCUAUAAGCCAUACUUCAACUUGAAACCUCCACUUUUUGUUACUGCCGAUUUCAGUGACGGCUUGGGCUCUGCAAGUAAAGAAGGUGGAUAUACACAUUCGCUUGAUACGCUCAAACAGCUUUACCAGGGUUGCGUCAAGCUCGAUAGGUAUGCUGUCGUAUUCGGGUGUAUCAGGAAAAACUCCACGCCCAAUCUUUAUGCAAUGUACCCUACAAACAUCAAGAAUUCGACAUCCAACUUGAAGGACAAGAGCUUACCCGAGGGUUUCUUAUUGAUUCAAUUGCCCUGGCUCAGUGAGGUCAGAAGCUUACCUGACUACAUGUUCCAAGAAGGCGAACGUUACUUCAACACAGACGAAGAAGCGCUAGUCCCAGAACCACUUCAGGAGUUGUAUAAGGCUUUGAUUGAGACGGUCGGUAUUGAGGACAGCUACGAUCCAGCUGAGCAUCCAAACCCAGUACUCAACUACUUUUACAAGGUCAUCAAACAGGAGGCCCUUCAGAUCGACAUCAAAAACGAACUGAGUGCGCUUGAAGAUAACGACUGGACCGUUCAGAAACUCAUCCAACUCCGGAAGAAGCUUGAAGGAGACAAAGAUGCUACGGGCAUUCUCAACCUUAUCAAUUCGAGUCUCAACAAGGUCGGCAACGAAGAUGUCAAGAGAAAAGCUGCAGAGGACAAUUUGCGUCCUGACAAGAAACCCAAGCUCGAUAAGCUUUCCGAGCAAGCCAUCAUUAUGAUUUGGCGUAACAACUCAUGGAAAGAUGUCACGGUGGCUCAACUUAGAGACUUUAUCAGUCGAUACAGCGGCAACAUCAAAAGCGCUUCCCGGAAAGCAGACAUGAUCGACAAUAUCUCCCAAUUCCUCGAAUCAAGGAAGUAA
Candidozyma haemuli is the source of this 2172-nucleotide messenger RNA. RefSeq names its product ATP-dependent DNA helicase (gene CAS1). Gene Ontology annotation, molecular function: DNA helicase activity; damaged DNA binding; double-stranded DNA binding. Bases 1 to 2172 code for a protein of 723 amino acids. The transcript has a single exon. The record is from RefSeq and is a predicted model, not a curated record. Gene Ontology annotation, cellular component: nucleus; Ku70:Ku80 complex. Gene Ontology annotation, biological process: double-strand break repair via nonhomologous end joining; telomere maintenance; cellular response to X-ray. Lineage: Eukaryota; Fungi; Ascomycota; Pichiomycetes; Serinales; Metschnikowiaceae.